CCUCAAUCGUGAGUUGCCUCAACCCUUUCACUAAGCCUGAUCACGUGCUCCCCGUUCUCACCCUCUGUACGAUCCCUGCGACACAUACGGAACCGGAUCACACGCGGCGUCCUCCAAACCGAUCUACAAAAACCCAACAAAAAAUCUCUCCGUAAUUUCCCUUCAAGCCUGCCGCCGCCGCACCCACUGAAGCGGGCGGCACACACACCAUGGUCGCCCACCAAAUCGACCGUACGGUCUUCGCAGUGCUGGUAUUGGUCACGUGCAUCGGCCACGAUGAGGCCGUGCUGACAAGAAGUCAACAAGCGAGCUCAGGCACCGGCGGUGCACAGCGUUUUAAUCAGCAGCGUCCCGCACAAUCAGGGCGCAGGCCUCCGACGAACAUCCGGAACAAUCAACGACACCCCAGCAACAACGGUUCCUACGACUACUUCAUUCUCAGUCAGCAAUGGAGUCCGGGAUCGUGCGCUACUGAAUCACGGUGCGUGACCGGAAGCAAGAGGAGAUUCUGGACCAUUCACGGGCUAUGGCCUAGCGGUGACUACGCGUCUCCCAGCUACUGCCUGGACGAACGCUUCGAUGGCCGAGUUCUCGAUCCCAUUAAAGGGAGCCUGAACCAGUACUGGCCUUCAUUGACCAGCACUCAAGCCCGGUUUUUCACCUUCUGGCGACACCAAUGGCAGAAACAUGGGACAUGCGCAGGUGACGUUCCUCAGUUAGCCGGUCUCCUCAAGUUCUUCAACACGACCCUAGCGGUAUACAGGAGAUACAACGUUUACGAGUUCCUCUCCAACAGCAACAUUACGCCGAGCACAACUCGUACAUACUCGGUGAACAACAUUCGAAAUGCUCUCUCAGAUGAUAUUCGAGAGAAGGUCAACAUCGUCUGCACGCGCUCGCAGACAUUAUUAGCGCCAGUGCUGACGGAAAUUCGAUUCUGUCUGGACAAGACCUUGUCUUUAGUGCACUGCCAAGGAAGGACGAGCGGUUGUACAUCGAGAAACUACUACCUACCCUACCGGUGCGGAACUUAUUGUGACCGUCAAGACUCAUCAUGGCACGUGGAUAACCUGAGCUUCCUAAUUCAACCACAAGGUUCUACGUCACCCGUCGUUCCUACAAAAGGCCCAGCACUCAGCAACUUCUUCAGUGGGCUCGGCGAACACCGAAGUGCAAUGAUCACUAAGCAUGCUAUUCUUGUCAUCCAGGCGGACACAGAGAGACACAGCGAAACAAUGACGAGGUUCCUGAUCGCCACGACGGUUCUCCUGCUGGCUGCCACUAUUAUAAGCGAAGUAGAAUCUAGACGGAAACGGAAAAGGCCACCUGCAAGCACAGACAGCAAUUCCUACGAUUAUUUCGUUCUCAGUCUGCAAUGGGGACCAGGAUUUUGCAGAACAGUGAGAAGGUGCGUGGAAGACAGCAAAAGGACAUUCUGGACGAUCCACGGUUUAUGGCCUAGCGGUGACAACGCGUCCCCCAGCCAUUGUCUCGACCAACAUUUCGACGAAAGGCUUCUCGACCCCAUUAGGCCAAGCUUAGAUAAGUACUGGCCAUCUCUGAAAAGCGACAUCACACUAUUCUACACAUUUUGGCAGCACGAAUGGCGGAAACAUGGCACGUGUGCUGCGGAUGUUCCAGAAUUAGCUGGGCUACUCCAGUUCUUCAACACAACGCUGACGCUGUACAAGAAAUAUGACGUACACGAGUUCCUCACGAAUAGCGGCAUUACACCUAGCCUAAAUAAUUUUUACGCAGUGAAUGACAUUCGUCAGGCAUUGUCUGACGAUAUUCGAGAGAAGGUCGACAUCGUUUGCAAACGGUCAUUGGUAUUCCCAGAGCCGUUGUUAACAGAAAUUCGGUUCUGCUUGGACAAGUCUCUGACGCCCGUCCACUGUCGAGGUCGGGUUAGUGGCUGCCGCAACAGGAACCUCUAUGUACCCUUCGAUACAUAACCGCAGAACGAGUGUACAUUAAAUUAUUAUAGUACC
Ornithodoros turicata is the source of this 1991-nucleotide messenger RNA. RefSeq lists its product as uncharacterized. The record is from RefSeq and is a predicted model, not a curated record. Gene Ontology annotation, molecular function: RNA binding; ribonuclease T2 activity. The coding region runs from base 210 to 1955 and encodes 581 amino acids. The transcript is spliced from 19 exons. NCBI's taxonomy places the organism in Eukaryota, Metazoa, Arthropoda, Arachnida, Ixodida, Argasidae.